Pungitius pungitius (ninespine stickleback) is the source of this 2569-nucleotide messenger RNA. It is a transcript of the gene rcn1, whose product is annotated as reticulocalbin 1, EF-hand calcium binding domain. Gene Ontology annotation, cellular component: endoplasmic reticulum. Lineage: Eukaryota; Metazoa; Chordata; Actinopteri; Perciformes; Gasterosteidae. The transcript is spliced from 6 exons. The coding region runs from base 290 to 1252 and encodes 320 amino acids. Gene Ontology annotation, molecular function: calcium ion binding. The record is from RefSeq and is a predicted model, not a curated record.
UUGCGUCCCUCCUUCCGAAAAAGGGGGACGGGAGCACGGGAUUGCCCUAAACCGUUUGAGUGAGGUCCGUAGGUGUUGUCAGUGGACCUGUCUGCAGGCUCAGGUGCCCUCUGAAGGUUUAGUUAUAGAAACAUUGUUGCACACCGCCGCUGAACAGAGGAAGCCAGCUCGGGUUUAGGGUCGUGCGCGAGCGGUUCAAAGUGACUGCAUUGCCGCUCGCUCAUUGUGGCGUGACGGGCCUGUUUAGAAACAACAACUCCAGCUUCAUCUCGCGCUUCAUCUCCGUCCGAUGGACCUCCUCGGCUUCGUGUGUGCCGCGCUUCUGUGCGCUGCCGCGGUGCACGGUAAGCCCACGUUGAGGAAAGACAGAGUUAUUCACGACCCAGAACUGGGCAGGCAAGCCCACGAGGACAAUAAGAGCUUCCAAUACGACCAUGAGGCCUUUCUCGGCAAAGAGGAAGCCAGGACAUUUGACCAGCUCACUCCCGAGGAGAGCAAGGACAGGCUCGGCAAUAUAGUGGACAGGAUAGACAAUGACGCGGAUGGCUACAUCACCACAGAUGAACUCAAGGCUUGGAUCAAACGCGUGCAGAAGCGUUACGUCUAUGAGAAUGUGGCAAAGGUGUGGACGGACUAUGAUCUGAACAAAGACAACAAGAUUUCGUGGGAUGAGUACAAGCAAGCCACAUACGGAUACUACCUCUCCAACCCAAACGAGUUUGAUGAAGCAACAGAACAGUUUAGCUUCAAGAAGAUGCUGCCCCGUGAUGAGAGGAGGUUUAUGAGAGCUGAUCUGGACGGGGACCUGGCAGCAGACAGAGAGGAGUUCACAUCCUUCCUUCACCCUGAGGAGUUUGAACACAUGAGGGACACAGUGGUUCUGGAAACCUUGGAGGACAUUGACAAGAACGAAGACGGACACGUGGACGAAGAUGAGUAUAUUGCCGACAUGUUUGCCCAUGAGGACGGGGGUCCGGAGCCGGACUGGAUCAAGACCGAGAGGGAACAGUUCUCUGACUUCCGAGACCUGAACAAAGAUGGUAAAAUGGACCAGGACGAAAUCCGCCACUGGAUUAUGCCACAAGACUACGACCAUGCCAAAGCUGAGGCCAGACAUCUGGUGUAUGAGUCUGACCAAGACAAGGACCAAAUGCUGACCAAGGAGGAAAUCCUUGAAAACUGGAACAUGUUCGUUGGAAGCCAGGCCACCAACUACGGAGAGGACCUCACCAAGAACCACGAUGAGCUCUGAGCUCUCCCUGCAGUUUUGUGUGUGUGUGUGUGUGUGUGUGUGUGUGUGUGUGUGCACAAAGAAGGUCGGUGAACUUCUUUGUUUUUAAAGACCAAGUCUGACUCUCCGAUCCCUGCAACCACCUCUCCAUCCUUUCCUUUUAGCAGCGGGACAGAUGUCAGAGGGAUUGUAAGUCAACACUGUAGAUGCCGAACAGGAGGGAUCAGGGUUGGUCGGACCACUAACACUAAGGGGUCGUCCCGGCUCGGUUUCUGACAUUCAGGAGCAAAUCCGGACACGGUGGACUUCCCUCUUCAUCCACGGUGCCUUCCAGCCGCAUCGCCGGCUUCACUGCCUCAGAGAUCUGUGUAGAUAGUCUUCUAAUGAAACCUGCUUACAGCCGGGCUUUCGGUGAAUUGUAAGUUUUUGAUAGUACUGUUAAUGUGAAACUACAACGCAGAACGUUCAUUCUGUUUUUAUUUAUUUAUCAAAUUUCUUCUGUACUUUGAGCUCGAGAGCAUUUAAGUGACAGUGAUUUUUUUUUUAAUUCGCAAAAUUAUGAUUAUUUGUUUACAUUUUCCUGGCCACAUAAUUUUAAAGAUGGGUUGUUUUUGGAUUAGUUAAGUGCUUUAAGAAAUGUUUAUUAAUUGAUAAUUAAUAGCAUGGUAUUUGCACAUGUUUGGAUUAUGUGGAGUCUGUGAAUUUUGUUUCUUUAUACUUGGUUUGAAAUGUAUUUAUUAGUACAAUUAUGCCAACGGUAUGCUCCCUUUUACAUUUCAUUGACCUCAUGUCAUAUUUGAGCUUUAUCAUUUCACUGUCUCUUUUAGAUGAUGAUGGGGUUUUUUGACUCCAUAUCUCCACCUGCUACGUAACUCCGAGGUCAUCUUUUUGUAUUAGCUGUCCCAAAUGUCUUUCCUCUGCACCUGGCAUUGUUUAUGCAGUAUGAACCUGGUGUUCGGCCACAUCAGAAAGCCAUGUUUUGUUUUUAAAUCCUAUGUUCUGUAUUUCUUAAUGUGUGCUCAGUGUAAAGCUGCCUAGAACUUUGCAACUUGUGAAAAGAUCAUAUUCUGAUCACAUUGAAUUUGUAAUGUCACUUGUCCUUUUCUUUCUCCUUUUUACUUGUUUCUGAUGUGCUUUGUUGUCCCAAACCUCAUUGCCGUCACAGUCCACAACACAAAUGGGCCCAAACACAUUAAUAAAUCUCCAUUUCCACAUUGAACAUGCUCUGGAAUGGUGUCAAUAAAUAUAAACUCUUAUAUAUUUUGUUUUAAGCUGCAGGGCAUAAUCAUGAAUCAUGAAUACAGCUCGGUCGCUGUAUUGCGGGGGACACUUUUCACU